AUGCACAACCAACAACUCAACCCGAUCGAAGGCCACGCAGUGGCUGACUCCUUACCAGUGGUCAUAGGCAACAACGGCCAUAAAGAUAUCAACAUUCCGCAUGGCAAAGGUGAUUUAUCAACGUAUAGCAAGUUUUUGGCCAUAUAUUCUAGAAGUCCAGAAACAUAUACCCUAUAUGACUUGCAGGACAAGCAAGAGUCCUCUUUCGCAGCUAACUGGAAUAAGUUUGUCGAAGUUUUGAAGAACACCAAGGGUUUUAAGAAGGCAAACGGCGUGACCGAAUACAUGAUUUCAGCCGCUGACGCCGACAGGUAUAUUAGCUUCGGUAACAUAGCCAUCAAGGUUUCGGAGUACGAAAAGGAGGGUGAAGAUCAAAUUCGUGGAGUGGUCACUUCCAUCGAACACGAGAAUGACUUCAACGACUGGUUCAUCUGGCAUAUGCUAGACCAGUCGCGCUUGGACAGCAACUCAGUUCCAAAGAUGGUCGACGCUCAGGAGGAGGGCAAGAACUACGCUAAAUUAUUCUGCGAGUUCUUUGCCAAGGAAAUGAAGAAUACCAUCCAAGAAGAUGAGUGGAACAGCGGCGGCUAUGAGCAUUUUUUGGAAAAGGUCAGAUAUUUUACCGACCGUAACGUACGGAUUCAAUGCGUGUUGCCCGCCUUCCCCUGCAAAUCAUCGAACUUAAAUAAGGUCCAUGGUGCUGUUCCAGACAAGGGGGAAGAAUUUGCCCUAAGGAGAUUGGUGAAAUUCACCGAGGACGUCUGCGCAUUUUACCCACCCGGGAUCAAGGUCUGGAUCGUAAGCGACGGUCACGUAUUCAGCGACUGUAUUGGCGUCGACGACGACGCCGUUGACAAGUACACGGCGACGUUACACAGAUUAUACAAAGGCAUUGCCAAACCCGGUUCAGACGACAUUGGGUUCUAUGGGCUAAAGGACGUUUUCUUCAACGGCGCAGCGGCAAAGAAGUUCGACCUGUCAUGGGUACCUCAAGAAAACUUGGAUCACUUCUGCGGAACCAAGAUUUGCGAAGACUCUGAGUUGUCCAGGAAGAUUUUGAUGAAAGGCUGUGACACCGACGAUGGUAGAUUGAGAAAGCAGAUUGAAAUUCCUGGACACCCUCGUCUCCACCUCUACAGAGGAUUCUCCAGGUUCAUGGUCGAGGAUUUGUGCUUGUUGCCAUUCUUCCAAAAUACCUCACGUAAAUAUUUCAAGAAGACUGUUUGCAAGGUCGCCUUUGAGAUGAUCAAGCGGAACGACGCAUAUUCCAACUUGGUGGAAUUGGUGUUCCCUCACCACCUUCGGUUCUCGAUUCAUGCGCACACCAACAGCGGUCCCAAGUUCGGCAUAAAGGUAAUUUCUCCAGAAACAUGCAAGACGGUGCGCACGUUGGACUCCGACGAAGAACCCACAUUUGAGGAUUUAUUGCACAUCCCGACGCCAUGGCACAACUGUGUUGUCAAUAUCGGCAACGACUAUUUCUUGGCAAAAAACAGGAUCGUGAAAGAGGCAUUGGAUAGCGGAGCGUACCAGGGGAAAUGGGUCGAAGGUGACAUCGAGCAUGGCCAAGGUGGCUACUGGGUUAUAAACAAGGUGUGA
This is a messenger RNA of Eremothecium gossypii ATCC 10895, 1599 nucleotides long. RefSeq names its product Dit1p (gene DIT1). Bases 1 to 1599 code for a protein of 532 amino acids. Lineage: Eukaryota; Fungi; Ascomycota; Saccharomycetes; Saccharomycetales; Saccharomycetaceae. The record is from RefSeq and is marked provisional. The transcript has a single exon.